Habropoda laboriosa is the source of this 2406-nucleotide messenger RNA. It is a transcript of the gene Mcm6, whose product is annotated as DNA replication licensing factor Mcm6-like. Lineage: Eukaryota; Metazoa; Arthropoda; Insecta; Hymenoptera; Apidae. Gene Ontology annotation, cellular component: MCM complex; nucleus. Gene Ontology annotation, biological process: mitotic DNA replication; DNA replication initiation; double-strand break repair via break-induced replication. The record is from RefSeq and is a predicted model, not a curated record. Gene Ontology annotation, molecular function: single-stranded 3'-5' DNA helicase activity; ATP binding; single-stranded DNA binding.
AUGGAUGUUGCUAAUGCACAAAAUAGUCGAACACGUGUACCUGAUGAAAUUGGAAUUAAAUGUCAAAAACUAUUUCAGGACUUCUUGGAAGAAUUUAAAGAAGAUGGAAUUGUUAAGUAUCUUGAACUAGCUAAAGAACUGGUAAGUCCAGAACACAGUACAUUAGAAGUUGUUUUUGACGAUGUGGAUGAAUACAAUCAAGUACUUUCUACAACUAUUGUUGAGGAGUAUUACAGAGUUUAUCCAUACCUAUGUCAAGCAGUUUGUAAUUUUGUGAAAGAUGAAACAGAUUUAAGAAAAGAAAAAGAAUGUUAUGUGAGUUUUGUCGAAGUACCGACCAGACAAAAAUUAAGAGAAUUAAAUGCUGCAAAAUUUGGUACACUGAUACGUAUAUCUGGACAAGUAAUACGAACACAUCCUGUUCAUCCAGAAUUGGUGUUAGGAACAUUUAUCUGUAUGGAUUGUAAUACUGUCAUAAAAAAUGUGGAACAGCAGUUUAAAUUCACAAAUCCAACAAUUUGUCAUAAUCCAGUAUGCAAUAACAGAAGGCGUUUCAUGCUUGAUGUGGAUAAUUCUGUAUUUGUGGAUUUCCAAAAAAUUAGGGUACAGGAAACACAAGCAGAACUUCCUAGGGGCUGUAUUCCUCGUUCACUGGAAAUAAUCUUACGAGCUGAAGCAGUUGAAACUAUUCAAGCUGGUGAUAGAUACGAUUUUACAGGAACUUUAAUAGUAGUUCCAGAUGUAGGGGUUCUUUCAGCUCCUGGUGCAAAAUUUGAUUUAAAAGCAAAGCGUUCGAAACCUACAGAACAAGGAGAAGGUGUAACAGGAUUGAAAGCUUUAGGAUUGCGUGAAUUAACAUACAAAACUGCAUUUCUGGCAUGCAGUGUUACUCCAACAAGCUUCAGAUUUGGUGGCACUGAAACAAAUAUGGAAGAAAUUUCUCAAGAAAUGAUGAAAAAACGAAUGACAGAAGCGGAAUGGAACCGUAUAUAUGAAAUGAGUCGUGAUAAAAAUUUAUAUCAGAAUCUUGUUAACAGUUUAUUUUCUGCAAUACACGGUAAUGAUGAAGUAAAAAAGGGGGUUACUUUAAUGAUGUUUGGUGGUGUUGGAAAAACAACAUUGGAGGGUACUUCUUUAAGGGGGGAUAUAAAUUGUUGUAUUGUUGGUGAUCCUAGUACAGCAAAAUCUCAAUUACUAAAAUGUGUUAGUGAAAUUACACCAAGAGCAAUUUAUACAUCGGGAAAAGCAUCUUCUGCAGCUGGUUUAACUGCUGCUGUAGUAAGAGAUGAAGAAUCGCCCGAUUUUGUUAUUGAAGCUGGUGCUUUAAUGCUUGCUGAUCAAGGUAUUUGUUGUAUCGAUGAAUUUGACAAAAUGGAUCCCAGAGAUCAAGUUGCUAUACACGAAGCUAUGGAACAGCAAACAAUUUCAAUAGCCAAGGCUGGCGUAAGAGCAACUCUAAACGCUCGAACAUCAAUAUUAGCGGCGGCAAAUCCAAUUGGUGGGCGGUACGAUAGGAAAAAAUCUUUACAACAGAACGUUCACUUAACAGCUCCUAUUAUGUCCAGAUUUGAUUUAUUUUUUAUCAUAGUUGACGAAUGUAACGAAAUUAUUGAUAAUGCGAUCGCUAAAAGAAUUAUUGAUUUACAUUGUGACAAUGUGCAAGACUUUGAAGCAGUAUACACACAGACAGAGAUUGUUAGAUAUAUUAAUUUUGCCAAACAUUUUAAACCAAUACUAAGUCAGGAAGCAUCAGAGUUUCUAGUUGAUAGUUAUACUACACUAAGACAAAGAACUGGCAGUGGUUCUGGCAAGUGGAGAGUUACCGUUAGGCAACUAGAAAGUCUCAUCAGAUUAUCAGAAGCUAUGGCUAAAUUAGAAUGUUCAGAUGAAGUCACUGUAAAGCAUGUUAAAGAAGCGAAACGUUUGCUAAGCAAAAGUAUUGUUACUGUGGAACAGCCGGAUAUAGAUUUAGAAGAAGCUGAAGAUGCUAAUAUGGAUAUCGAUAUGGAUGAAGCUCCGCCGCUCAUGGCUGCUCUCAAUGCUUUGGAUACUGAUAAAGAAGGAGAGACUUCUACUUCUGCAGAAACGCAAGAAGUACACAAAAAGAAACUAACAAUGUCCUUCGAAGAAUACAAGAAUUUAUCGAAUAUGUUGGUGUUGUAUAUGAGAAAAGAAGAAAUUCGCGCGGAAACUGAGGGACGGGAAUUUUACUUAUAAUACUUUUAUUCAGAAGAAGAACUGUUGGAAAGAAAAAAUUUUAUUGAAAAGAUUAUCGAUAGAUUGACAUAUCACGAUCAAAUCAUCAUACCUUUAAGUACAAGGGAUCUGAAAAGCAAAGAUAAAGUAGACAAAGAAGAUGAUGAUCCUUUGCUUGUUGUGCAUCCUAAUUACAUUGUUGACGUCUAA